Molecule: messenger RNA, 690 nt
Organism: Colletotrichum graminicola M1.001
Lineage: Eukaryota; Fungi; Ascomycota; Sordariomycetes; Glomerellales; Glomerellaceae
Exons: 2
Coding region: 1-690 (229 amino acids)
Source: RefSeq, a predicted model, not a curated record
AUGGCCGACGAUGUUACCACGAAGGACUUUGCAGUCCUCCCUGCCUUGGAGAAUUCUGAUCAGCAUAUCUGGAUCACCGACAAGGGCUCGGAUUGUGCUGAAGCCGAAACUAAGCACCCACGCCAGUCCCUCUCCAAGAGACUCGGCAAAGUUAUGAAGAGCAGUCUGGGCAGGGUCAUGCCGUCCACGUUGGGUGCCAAGAACGGAGCUCAGCUAGAGUUUCCCGAGCUUGAGAUUUUACCAACCAAGGGAGGCUAUAAAGAUCUCGAGGCAAUCCAAAAGAGCAUUGAAACGUUGAAGACCAGCCAACGUGCGAAGAUGGCAACCAACCCUGCCCUUGUUAUGGCUGAAUUAGCAACCCACUCCAAGCAAUCGCUCAUCAAGAAGAUUCCUGCUCAACUUCAGGAAGCCGAGCAUGCCAGAGACGAUUCCGCUGGUAAAGCAGCCACAGAGACUGCGGAUGGCACUCUUGAGGGUAACAAAGCCCACGCACACGAUACUAGAGGGCCCUCGAUUCGUCCAGUCACGCCGGCCAACAUGAUCAAUCUUUCAGAGGGAGAUUCGACCGCUGCUACCACAACAGAGAAUUGGGCAACGCCGGCUAGCCGUCUGUCUUACGGCCCUGCAUCCGAUGGUGACAGCCCAGCUUCCAUGGGUGAUACCGAAACUGAGGAGAGGACCAAUCGAUAA